UGACGAUGUUGGUUCAUAUAGCCAUUGUCUCAAAGUUGAAUAGAACGGUUUCGUUGAUGGACAAGAGCUGAUAAAAGAUAACCGCGACAGUAGCAUUUGAUCCUCUGUAUGGAAAACAUCUCUAUAGUGGUCGUCGGUCGGGAACGUCCUAAUUGAAUCAAUUGAACAAGCGUCUUCCGUUAAUUUGCGGGUCUGCAAAGUGCGUGUGUCUGCUAAUGUUUGUGUGAUGCUGGUGAUGUGGAUACCGGAGUUCGAUAUUCGAUGAUUAUUGCUGACUUUAAAAUGAACAGAUUACAAAUAUGUAUACUGGUGUUAUUCAGUUCUGUAUCUGCUAAACAGAUGACGGAUAUUGAAGCUCUUGCAUCAACGCCAACUAGAUGCACCUAUGAAUAUGCAUAUGAUAUGUACGGGGCUCACUGCGGUGGUCUCAGACUAAAUAAGAUACCAAGUCUUAGAGCUGGAAUAGAGAUCCUUGACUUCAGUGACAAUAAACUACAAGAAAUACACGAUGACACAUUAUCUUCGUAUACCAGCAUAAAAUUCCUAUAUCUGUCUGAAAACCAAAUAUACUCUAUCGACGAGAACGCAUUCUACUACCUAACCAACCUCCAAACUUUAGAUCUGUCUAAGAACGUUAUUCUGACCCUGCCAGAGUCAAUUUUUCACUUGCCAACCUUGCGUAAUCUGUAUUUACACGGAAACCCUCUGCUACAUAUUCGUUUAAGCAACCUUCAAUUGACUAAGCCCAUUAAAGCCCCGUUAGAACUUUUGGACUUGUCAGAGUGUAAGUUAAAAGUUCUACCGGACUGGGGUAUUUUGCCUCAACUACUUCUUUAUAAUAUAUCACACAAUCCUUUAACUGCCCUUGAGGCCCAGCACUUUAGUUCCAUGUGCAAGUUAUCCAAAGUGGAUCUGACAGAAUCUAUAGACAGUCUACAGUUAUGCGACAUGAGAUCAACAAUAUCGUGGUUUCAGCUCAAGAACAUAUACUUCCAGUUAGCAGAUUAUACCAGGCUUAAUUCUCGAGAGUUCGAGCACUGUAAACAAGAGGAACUGCCUGAUAAUCUCAACAUAACUUAUCAUCAAUGUCAGAAUCAAUACACGCAGGCUCAGAUAAUAAAGUCUUCACGUCGUACAUGGCUCACCAUCGGUGGUGGUUUGGCCGGAUUCCUCGUAGGAUUCGUCUUAUUCCUUUACGUCAUGCACAGACAUAACGUCGCACAAACGAAAAAGCUCGAUAAGGAGACCAAGAAAAUCCCUCCCGAUGGCGACAAACAAGCAUCUACCGUCCUUUUAAAUGAUGUAGCAUAAGUUAAAUGUAUACUUUUGAAUUAAGUGUCGAAUAAGUAAUAAGUAAUGCGCUGGCCAAAAUGGUUUACAUACUUUAUGAUGUAUAUAAAAACUAAAUCAGUCUAUUUGCACUUAUUUAAUUGAAUUAAUCUUUCGUCUGUUUCUGUCAAUUUUAUUCACGCUGCGAUGAAGAUACUGAUGAGUGAGUAUUAUAGUGAAAACGAUGCAAUAAGAGUGAUUUAUUAAAAAAAAAGACCGAUAUUGGAAUUUUAAUAUGUACAUAGUUAGAUGGCUGUAAAGCAUUGAGAGACCUAUUCCAAAGAGUUUAAGUUAUUUAUAAGGCAUUUUCAUUAAAAUCGCGUAAGAGAUUUGCAGCUAUAACUUUAGUCAUGUGACCGUAUGUAUUUUACCCAAAGAUGUAAUUAAAGAGUACGUUAAGAACAUGCGAGGCUUAAAAGGCUGACUAGAAUAACAUAUACCAAAUAUUGGUGUACGCCAUGUUUGCAUAACGUAUAGAAUAAUAUUAGAACCACUUUAAUAUAAAGGUAAUUGUGCGUUUUAAAUAAUGUUAAAGAAUCUCCGGGUUUACAGAAACAGCACGUGAUUUAAUAAAUAGCAUAAAAUGUAAAACAAAACAUAAUUUCGUAUUGAUUUCAUUAAUUUAUUAUUUUUAAAAACUCAACCCAUUCUCACUUAUAUGAGGAAAUGUUGAAACUAAUGUGUGAAUAAGAAUUUAUAUUAUUAAAGAAUUGAUUUUGUUUUGAAUGAAUUGGAUUGUUUAUGCCAAAGAAGUUAUGUUUUUAUAAAGGACAGUUUAAUAUUAAGUUUAAGGGUUAAUAUUCACUUAUGACAUGUUUAACUAACUUUCUGUGAUAAACAUAAUAUUAUCAAAGAUUAAAAAUAUUUUAUUUA
Molecule: messenger RNA, 2202 nt
Organism: Pieris rapae (cabbage white)
Lineage: Eukaryota; Metazoa; Arthropoda; Insecta; Lepidoptera; Pieridae
Gene: Lapsyn
Product: toll-like receptor 2
Exons: 5
Coding region: 262-1311 (349 amino acids)
Cellular component (GO): extracellular matrix
Molecular function (GO): protein binding
Source: RefSeq, a predicted model, not a curated record